Messenger RNA from Histoplasma mississippiense, 4968 nucleotides. RefSeq lists its product with no specific name. Gene Ontology annotation, biological process: regulation of ARF protein signal transduction. The coding region runs from base 1 to 4968 and encodes 1655 amino acids. The transcript is spliced from 2 exons. NCBI's taxonomy places the organism in Eukaryota, Fungi, Ascomycota, Eurotiomycetes, Onygenales, Ajellomycetaceae. Gene Ontology annotation, molecular function: guanyl-nucleotide exchange factor activity. The record is from RefSeq and is a predicted model, not a curated record.
AUGGCCUUUGAACAUCCAAGACCGCAGAAACGAGCCAUACCUGCAUAUCCCUCAUCUUCUAGAGCUCCGCAAAUGUACGACACGUACUCUGGCGAGUCUCCUCCGCGAACACCUCCACCCCAAAGCAACAAAUACAAAACCAUGCGAAAGGGAGAUUGGAUGCUGCAGCCCCCCAUCCGCCAAACAUUUCUGGACGAUUUCCCCCCCGUUGAUAACCAUGGCAACCCGGACUCAGAAGAGGAUGAUCAUGAUACUCAUGACUUAUCCCUAUCCCCCAAGCACGUUACGCGUUCGUCGGUAGUAGAUAACAUGCUUUUGUCCCUGGACCAGUUUUCGGUCAGUGACCCACAUGGUAACUCCCGCCUGUUCGGUUCCAGCCUGGAUCAGGAAACGCACCCCAUCUAUACACGGUACUCUUCUAUGAGGACUAGUCGACCUCGAGGCGACACGUUCUCUUCUUCUAUAUCUUCAGAUAUUGAAGUACACUCGGAGGAUAAUGUUGGCCGUUACUCUAGCCAAUCUACUCGUGGUCGCCGGAGUAACAGCAAUUCUAACUACCAUCCUGGUCUUCGGCGAAUUGACAGUGUUCGUGGGGUUGGAGAGAGUAUGAGUGCGCGUAACAAGACGUAUGAUGCUCAACGUGGAUCGAACAUUGCAGAUCGACCGCCUACUCAUCGAACAUCCAGAGUCGGCAUUAAGACCAGUAGUCGAAGCAGUGGCUCCUCCAGUGUGGACUUUAAUCAAAUGACGGCUGGUGGUCGUCUGGGACAGUACACGGAGCGACGGUCCGCCAGCUUUGACUAUGGAUCCAGCCUACCCCCUUCACAGCCACUGAUGGACAAUCGAGGUGGGUUUGAAGACUUCAUUCAUUACAACGGGUUUCAUUACGAUGACAUCGACGCAGCUCCUACCCCUUGCAUUCCUGUAGGCCCUCGACGCAAUAUCUCCCCUCCAAUGCGCGAAUUGGCCUACAAUAGAACCGCUCCCAGCAGCUCCCGGGGCCCCGCCUUAUCCCGUAAGCGCAGCAGCAAAUCAGCUAGGAGCAUGUACACGAAGAAUGGACGUUCUGAUACUCUCGGAACCGCAACUAUCCGAGGGCGAGGAAACGAGUCGAGACACCAUCGUGACCCUAUCCCGGAUUUUCCUCCCUCUAUGCCGACCUAUUCCCUUCACCAACCUGCUCCUAGCCCAACAGUUGCAUUCCAUAAAUCUGCUUAUGAUUCUCCCCAGCCGGUCAUCAACAAUACUCCACCACCGCCCACACCAAAAGAACGACCGGGGUUUUUCCGGCGGGUUUUUGGUGGCGGUUCUUCAAAGUCUCAGCCCCUAUCGCGGUCUGAAGUCGGCGCUUCAUAUAGCCAAGAAAAUGAGACCCCUCGACAACAAAGAGAGCAGCAUCACAGUGCUCCUAAUUCCUCCAAAGGACAGAAGCAAUCAAUAAAGGAGUACUCAUCUCCUGGAAACAACGUGUCAAGCCGCGAAAACACUCCUGUAAUAACUAAAAAGCCAUCAUCCUUCUUCCGUCGCCGGAAGAAGUCCAUUCCAGAUCAUGUCCCACCACCGCUGAAACUAUCUCUUUGUAGUUCGAAGCCAGAACACUUUAAAGUUGAUCAUUUACGUGGCGAUUCGGGCCCAGAACCUAGCCCAGUUAGCAGUCUCAGGAAGGUUAUGGAUCCUUACUUGACAAACACAUCAUCACAUGAGGUUGACCACGACCCCGCGAUGGACGAUGCAGAUAAGGAAGUUUCAGGCGGCGAACAGCCAUCCCUCGCUGACUUUAAACAUGACCCUGCGGAAGUAAUGAGCAACGAGAUGUCUACAAUCCCAGAGAACAAUUCCCGUACCCAAAAACCAAGAAAGCUAAACUCUCUUAAUUUCAAAUCCGGACUCAAUCUAAACGUAUCUUCUCAUGACCGUGAUGAUUCUUUCCUGACCGAGAGGAGCAGUGUAAACGAGGGAGCGGAUCCAGCAUAUUCCAGUGAUCGAACCAGGCGCCCUAUGACUAGUCCCAAUACGCCAACCCAUAUGAAACUAAUGCCAGUAGGACAAUCGGCCGAAUUUAUCAGUGGCUCACAUUCGUCGGAGAAAACAAGCGCCAACGGCUCGCAGGCAUCACACGCAGUUUCACCAACGCACCAACAAUUAUCACAAAUCAUGCAUGGGGCUACUGAUGGAUUGACCAUUUCUACGGCUUCAUUGUCUACUUCAGUAUCGUACAAUAAAUCCGAACACGACUCGUCAUAUGUGCAAUCUCAUGUUCUAACUGGGGAUAAUCAUGCACAUCCUACGAGGCAUCUGCAGGAGAAGGCCUGGCAGGAAGCUGAUUCUCCUGUUGAACAUUUAUCUGAUGGGCGUAACAAGUUGAAUCUACCGCUGGAAGGGCCGAUUACGUCUCCUCGGGCGUCGCUGUCCACUGUGUCCAACUAUCACACGGCAUCGAACACUCCGAUAAUUCCAGAUGAUGAGAAUAGGACCAGAGAUAGUAAGUUGCAGGCGUUACCUCUGAUCCAUACGGAAAUAGAAGUGGAGAGGAACCCCACUGAUACCAAUAAUGGCGACACGACCAUUCUUGCCGUUAAUGAGGAGCCUACUGCAGAGGACAGACAGCAUGCCCAGAAGAUAUUCGAUGAAUUCGAGGAUGAAACAGAAGGCAAAGAACCUAGAGCAGCUUGGCUUGGAAGCCCGGAUCGGUCGGCCGUGAGAAAGGCAUACAUGGAACUUUUCGACUGGUCAAAUAUGAAUAUCUUAGCAGCAUUAAGAGGACUAUGCGGUCGACUUGCGCUGAAGGGUGAAACUCAGCAGGUCGAUAGAAUUCUUGAUGCUUUCUCGUCACGAUGGUGUGAAUGUAAUCCGGAACAUGGCUUUAAGGCAACAGAUGUUGUUCAUACAAUAUGCUACUCUCUUCUGUUGUUGAAUACCGAUCUUCACAUGGCGGACAUUGAGCAGAAAAUGACACGCAGUCAAUUUAUUAAGAAUACCAUGCCCACCAUCCAGCGGGUUGUUUUAGACGCCGCCCCGAACGCUUUCGAACGAACAAAUCCUGGAAACGCUUCCAGUAAGGCACAGCCCCCAGGAGCCAACGUAAUCUCUGGCGCGCUCAUUGGGAAGUCUCCUACUCUUCCUCCUGUACGCCAUGGAGGCCACGGUUCGGUAGAUAUGGAUGUUCCCCACAGUACUCUAUCAAAACCCACGGAGAGCACCCCGAGAACAAACUCUCUAAGUGUUGUUGGCACGAGCCAAAAUUCUGAUGUCCCUUCCAGCGACUCGGGUCCUUUAGUUUCCACGCCGUUCCGCGGCACACAAAAGGGCUGGGAAUUUCAAAUUGAAUCCGUUCUCAGAGACUUCUAUAACUCUAUCCAUAAGCAGAGACUGCCCCUCCGAGGUGCAACUGUAGAAGCUGGGGAACCUCAUCAUCCUUCGAACAACUUCUUAACGCUGACUGGCAAUAUGCUCCGUCGCACACCGAGCACGUUGAGCAAAAGUGGGUCCGACAUUUGCCCGCGAGGCCGGCACAUGGAGAAUCGACUAUCAACCGCUCGGUGGUCCUCAAAACCUAGGUCUCGUCCAAGAUUGUAUCCAAGUUCAAAUAUCGGCUCAAGCCGUACUAGUCUUGAUGAUCAGUCUUCUGUUUGGUCACCGUCGGCAUCAAGUACGUGGAGCAAGCAUUCCCUUGGGAAGACCUUGACUUCGAUGUCGAUGGAUUCACUAGGUUCUGAGUUUCCACGAGGCGACUAUCAGCAGUCCAUUGGGUUUGCCAAUGCCUUGAGCCAUGCCAUUAUUCGCGAAGACUCGGCUAAUGCAAUGUCCGGCAUGGAGGACUCAGAACGAGCGGCCGCUCUUUUAGAGGAUGAAACAUUGGAGCUUGCGGGUGCACCAUGGGCAAAGGAGGGCAGUCUUAAGCACAAACAUCAUCUCGAUUCGGUUGAUAAACGCUCCAAGGAUAGAAAUUGGAAUGAAUCAUUUGCCGUAAUUCAGCGCGGUUGGAUGCGAUUGUUCUCAUUUAACGCCUCGACCAAGUCCAUGCGGUUGAAGCCGAAACAGCGACAGAAUGGCGGCCUUGUCGUUGGUGGGGGUAAUUGGACAGAAAACGCGGAAGAAACGUGGAAAUUUCUUCUACGUCAGUCCAUCGCCAGCGCCCUCCCGUCGCCGGGCUACUCGAAGUCCCGCCCCCAUGUAUGGGCACUAAGCCUGCCAACGGGCGCCGUCCACCUGUUCCAAGUAGGCACGCCGGAAAUCGUGAAAGAGUUUGUCUCAUCUGCCAACUAUUGGAGCGCCAGGUUAUCUAAGGAGCCGUUAUUUGGCGGCAUCAGUAACAUCGAAUAUGGCUGGAGCCCUGCAGUCAUUAAUAGCGCUUUAGUUCAUAAUAGUGGCAACGGCGAAACAACUGCUACCGACUCCUCUUCCACCAGUGGCCCACAACAACAAACAGCACCGCCUCCACAAACCGCAAACUCCUCGGCUACCCGCCAAAGCUUCCAAAGCUCCUUCCGUGGCUCUCUAGAUCACCAAUCCAGCGUACGUCCCCGCCUCCCUGCCGACCGCAUACAUAUCAGCGACUGGACUCCUCCGCAACAAAGCAUGAUGGCCUCCACGCUCUCGGAAAAUGACCAACUUUCCACGCUUCGCAGAUACGUCAAACACGUCGAGGAGGAGUUACAGCGACAUAACGAACUACGCGGCGCGAUGUCUCUAGCAUUUACUCCCCGCCACCCCAAUGCAAAUAAAGCACUAGCGAAUUGGGAGCGGAAGAGUUCAUAUCUCUUGAGAGAGAUUGUAAAGUUUCGCACAUAUAUUGAUUGUUUGACGACGGCGCAGACGUUGAGGGAGAAGAUCUGGGCCGUUUCUGCUGGGACGAGCGGGAAUGGAGCCGGAACAAGUACGGAAACGCCGACGGCGUUGCACGGGUUAGUAGAGCUGAAGACAUCGCCAAUUGAUAGACCGCGGGCUUCUAGCUUAAGUGUUUCUUGA